Aspergillus uvarum CBS 121591 is the source of this 481-nucleotide messenger RNA. RefSeq lists its product as uncharacterized. The coding region runs from base 96 to 449 and encodes 117 amino acids. The record is from RefSeq and is a predicted model, not a curated record. The transcript has 2 exons. NCBI's taxonomy places the organism in Eukaryota, Fungi, Ascomycota, Eurotiomycetes, Eurotiales, Aspergillaceae.
GAGGACGAGGGACCGUCCUCCAUGUGUUAUUGCAUUACCUUAAGCCGAGGUGCUACGGCCACUAUCAACUGUGCUAGCAAGGGUGAACGCGCUUGAUGUCUGGUCAGGGAUCUAUAGCAGUUCUUAUAGGGCUGCACACACAUCGUGUCACUCUUAGUGCAGGGUCGGAUGCAAUAGUCUGUGGGGAGAGCCAGACACACUCUCAUGAGCACUCAUCCCUUCGCUCGCUGUGUAACACUUGGACUCUGUCGACUGUCUCGUUCAUUGAAAGGCAAUCGCCGUUGUCACUUGCUAAGCAAUCAUAUACCCUGGUCAUUCCUAUAUGCAUUACAGCCUCAACACUCCCGAGACAGACAGACAGAACUAGUCUCGUCACUUACACUGGAGGUAGCAUAGAUAUCACCGCGUUAAAGAUAGCCCUAGCCUUGGCUCUUUACUGGGUCGCAUAAGUCGUUGAUAUAAUUCAUUUGUCAAACACUCA